AUGGCGGAUUUGCAAGAAGAAGCAAAUUUAGAAAAUAUCAGCUCUAAACAAGAGUUUAUCUCUCUACUCCCGAUAGAUUAUUCAUAUUUCAUCACCAGCAUUGAAAAAGCUAAUGACGAUAAAGAUGACUAUAUAGUUAUUUUCCGUAUCAAAGGUAUCACCACUGAGGAAAAAGCCAGGGAAUGGUUUGCCGGUUUUCAAGAAUCUUCCAAGAUGACAUACAGAUUAGAUCGCACUUACCCUGACUCUGGACGAAAGAAUGUGUGGAAGGCUGAUUUCAGAUGUCAUCAUAAUACCAGGAACAAAAAAACUGUGGGAAAAGGGAAAAACUUUGAAUGCAAAAGUAAUCUGACUAUCAUUGUCAAACGUGUGUUGGAAAAUACUAGAUCUGCUGACCCAUAUAUAAAAGAAUGGCCAACAAUAGUAAUCAUCAAAAUGUUUCACAACCACCCUCUUGAUGCUGCGCCUGCUUUAAAAUUUCGCUCAGUCAGUAAGGACAUUGAAAAAAAGUUAGUUGAGUUAUAUCAUGAUGGACACACUCCACUAACUGCACUUAAAGCACAUAAAGUUGACCUCAUGCUUGAACAUGGGGAUAACUAUACCGCUGUGCAGCAGGAUCGUAGACUCUGUCCUGAUCAGGCAUAUUGUUAUAGACUUUAUUAUAAAACAAUUGGUGGCCCAAUCAAAAGUUCUGAUAAAAGUGCAGGUGGAGGAGUCAAUGCAAAAGAUAGUGUGAAGUCUAAGACGAAAAAUAAGAAGAGUAAGACUGAAGUUGUGCCAAAUAUUUUAAGGAGAUCGCGAGGUAAGAGAAAGGAGAAGCAAAAUAAUGUUCCCUUAUCUGAAAUUGUCCUUCUCUCAGUGUCACAAAGUACAGAAGUUGCUGAUCAGAACGUUGUUGUCCAAAAGGGUGAUGGUUCUUCCAUGAUUGUGCAGUCAAUGCCAGCUGCCCAGAUGGAAGAGCUACAAGCAGCAGUGCAGGCAUUGGAGCAUGGAGCCAGCUAUGCCGACCUACAGUCCUUGGGGUUGGCAUUCUCUCAGUCGCCAACUGUUCACCCAUUUCAACCCCUGAAGGAUACUUCCGGCUCAGUAAAACAGGAAUGGGCUCUGAACGAUGGCAAUGGUGUGUUGAAUGUCUCACCAGCACUGGAAUGUACCUGUGGUCAAGACCCUGUAUCUUCUCCUGAUAGAAAUGUUCCAGAGCCAGCACUGCCUGAUACUGGGGAUGCUAAAGGUCAUUUUGACAAUGAAACGGACCACUUUCCGACUCCUCUUUCUGAACCAUUGGGACUACAUGUACCUUCUUCUAGUGAAAACAAUGCCAUGGAUGUAACAUUGAGUAUUCCACCUGGAUGUGUUUUGAAUGAAGCAAUGGACCAUUCUCCUCAGCUCCAAAGCUCGCUUGAACAGUCGCCUAUUCCAGGAACACCAAAUAACUGGCAAGGGAUUUCACAACUUCAGUCCGCACCCCGUUUCACGCAAGCUGCAAUAGCUGUACCUGGUCAGCAUUACCAAGACAGUCCUCAACAACAGUACUAUCCAACUCAGAUGCAUCACUUCCAGCCACUUCAUUCUCAAGUUCAAUCACAAAUUCCACAGCACUUCAGUCAUAUUGGUGUGGAGCAAGCGUCCAGUCAUCUCCAGCAUUUCCCUAUUUCCCCGAAUCUGCAGACUAUCGUCCAGACAAGCCAUCCCGUAUUGAAAUCCAUCCUGACUGAAACCUCAAAUUAUACAAUGCAACAGAAUGUAUCAUCCCCGACUGCCGGUCAACAAGUCUAUUCAGACACCAACCAUCAAGGAGGUUUUCGGCAGGUACCUCCGCCAAGUGCAUCGAGGCCAGACAGCGUGGUAGUGCCUAAUCAUCAUAUGCAGCAAUACCCGAUGGAUAUCGUAGCUGAGGGAGUCGUAUCAGAUGUUGCUGGUGAGGCAAUCGUAUCAGACAUGCAGCAUCCUCCCUUUAUCAUAACUCGAGCAAGAGAACAGGAACAGACACUAGAGACAUGGGUGGAUGGAUUCCUGUCACAACUCAGAGAUAAGUUUUUGUUGAACGAUCUUUAUCAAACGGCAUUUGCAAGAUUACGAAAGAAUGUUGAACAAAACGCCAGGACAGACCUUGCCCUGUGUUCUGCCCUCAGCAACUUUGCAAAGCGACCUCUCAAAGCUGACAAGCCAAACAUGAACGUCAUAUACAACCCUGAUACAUGUAAGACCAAAGCUGCAUCAUCCUCAGGUGCAAGUUCUAAACAAACGUCGUCUGGCCCAAGGCAUAAUGAAGGCAGUACAAGUUUCAGAUAUGCAACUCCUCGAAUGAACAGAUUUCAUUUCCGAUCCAGGACGCGUUUUCCCUCUAAGAAGCAGCGGAAUGCAAGGGUUGGGAAGUAUGUCAUGGAAAGGGAUAAAUUUGGUCGAUGGAAGCGGACGUACAAAAGGAAGCUAAAGACAGUCCAGUUGCACGCAUAUGAGGCUCCUGGUCUCAGAGAAAUUUUAGACGGGUUUGAUACUGUGGAGUCUGAACAGCAGCGUGAAAGAGAGAAAGAAGGGGCUGAAGCACUGCUGCAAAUGGAGGCCCGGGUUGUUGUAAAGCCUGGUGUGUCGACAUUGGAAAGUGUCAAAGAUGGUGGUGUGCAGGACAUUGUUUCAGAUAACAGUCCAAGUGAAGUUAUAGAUGCAAGUGAAUGUGAACAGGUUCUCAUGGAUGAUGGACAGUUUAACAGCUUCUGCCCAGCUGAUACAUGUUCUGGUGAUUGUUCUGUUGCUGUGCUAUCUAAUUCUGUACCAAAAACUACUCAUGGCAAUCACUACAAAAUUGUUGUUUUAAACACUUCUGAGGUCCCACCUCAUGCUGGGUCUUCUUGUGAUUCUCCACAAAAGCAAACAAAUACUCCUGGUGCUUUGAACAGAUCUGAAGUAUUACCUAGUGCUGCUAGUGUUGAUAAGAGUGCUCCAGAUACUGAUAGUUCUGGAAAAGAAGAGGCUGCUGUAUUAUCAUCAGAGAUCACACAGAUUCAUAGUACUCAUUGACUCUUGAAGGGGACACUGUAUUUAAGGAGAGCAGUGCUGGGUGUUUAUUUAUGGAAGUAAAGGCUCUUUGGCAAACUUGUUGUGAAUUUGUAUUUGUUACAUAGAUGUUUAAAAAACGUCUUCAUUGCCUCUAUGCAUAUUUACUAAGAUAUAUUUAUUUUGGAGAGACAUUUACUUCUACACCUUGAAAAGGUCUGAAUGCAUAUUUUGGGCUCUACUGCCAAGAGGGUUAAUUGGUUAGAUGGUUUCUCCAUCUUCUACAAAAAUUUCAUUUCUGGGUAUUGGUCCUACUCUUUGUCUUAGAUUGCUUAUUUCUUCCAGUUAAAUUUUUUUGGCGAUAAAUUGUUGAUUACGUAAAUCAUUGAAAAACUCCUUUGUGCCACAGUCAGUCGAACUUUCAGCGGUAUUGCCUCCGUAGCCUCCGCCCAUAUUGCCUGGAAGCUGGGCAAUGUCAAUACAUUGAGGGGAAUUAUCUGUUGGUGAUGCCAGACUUUUGUUUUUGUUCAAAAUUACACAAUUUCUGAGCUUUGGAUACUGUGUGUUCUCAAAUGUACAGUCAAGCUCAACGCAUGCUGAUGUACAACUCGGAUGAAGGAUACUGUUACUCCAUCAAUAUCCCAAUAACACCACAGUGUACAUGUACUUCUGUAAUAUGCAGUUUGUUAUAAGGCCAGUUCAUUGAUGUAAAAAGUGAGCGCUAUUAGAAUACCAGUGGCGAUGUGGUAUCCUGUUGGUUUUGUUUUGUUUUUGCCUUUAUUAUGAAAAGUUGGGAGAUGACUGAAAUAAAGUCACA
Messenger RNA from Lineus longissimus, 3811 nucleotides. RefSeq lists its product as uncharacterized. NCBI's taxonomy places the organism in Eukaryota, Metazoa, Nemertea, Pilidiophora, Heteronemertea, Lineidae. The transcript is spliced from 3 exons. The record is from RefSeq and is a predicted model, not a curated record. Bases 1 to 3018 code for a protein of 1005 amino acids.